AUGGAUAUUGAUUCUCAAACUAAUAAUCAGUUAUCACAAGUGAUCACUUCAGAAGAAAUUUCAGCUGCUGCCAGUGAUGAUAAACCUGAUCACUUGGAAAUUGCUUGGCUUUAUAAUGAGGUAAAAUUCAUAUGUUAUGUCAAUGAACCUGCUUGCGAGCAAACGGAACCUAGCACCACUGGUCAUUGGGAAGAAAUGGAGCUAGUCAGCAGAGAUGGCCUAGCAAAGAUAAAAGCUAUUGUCUUCUUUGCUUCCUUCGACCAACGCAAGGACAAAGCUGCCGGAGAAAGCGCAUGUGCAGCACUGGUUGCAGUCAUUGCCAAUUGGCUUCAACCCAACGAAGACAACACACCAACGAGGGCCCAAUUCGACAGGCUCAUAGUCGAAGGCUCCUCUGAAUGGAGAAAGCUUUGUGACUAUCAGGAUUUGAUAAACCAAUUCCCCGACAAGCAUUUUGACAUCGAGACCGUCCUGCAAGCCGGACUCGUCCCAAUAUUGGUCUUGCAUGAGAAGUCCUUCAUCGGAUUCUUCAGCCCAAAAGAGUUUGGGACAUUGAAAGGAGUCAUGUCUUUUGAUCAUAUAUGGGAUGAGAUCAAGAAGAACGCAGAGGGUGACAAUGACAUGCCUAGGAUUUACAUAGUAAGCUGGAAUGAUCAUUUCUUUGUGUUGAAGGUUGAUGUCAAUGCUUACCACAUCAUCGACACAUUCGAUGAGCAGCUUUUUGAGGGUUGCAACCAAGCCUACAUUUUGAGGUUUGAUAACUCGGCUUUGAUGCGCAAGAAGGUAAAGAAAGAAGGGGUCAGUUCCAAUCAGGCAAGUGAGGAUGAAAUUUUCAGUAGCAAAGAGUGUUGCAGAGAGUUCAUGAAGAGAUUUCUAGAUGCAAUACCACUUAGGGAACUUGAAUCGGAAGAGAAGAAGGAAUCGGUUUCUUACUUCGCUCUCCACCAGUGA
Camellia sinensis is the source of this 951-nucleotide messenger RNA. The record is from RefSeq and is a predicted model, not a curated record. Lineage: Eukaryota; Viridiplantae; Streptophyta; Magnoliopsida; Ericales; Theaceae.